ACAAUUUAUUAUUUUCAUACCAACGGCAUCAGCAUCAAGUCGCAAGCCUCUCUAUUUCGGCGGAUGAGCCUGGUGUGGGCCGGUGUCACUUUGCAGAUAAAUUUCGUCUUGUGUCUCUAGCCAUGUCAUCUCGAGCCCUUCGGAAAGCUCAAAAGGAGCGUGAACAGCAAGAGAUCCUGUCGAAGCUAGCGGAACCGGAAUCUUCUCAGGCGGAGCAAUCAGAGGAAGAAGAGGAAGCUUUAACACAGUCCAGAUCAACGUCGAAGCCGAAUAUAUUUGCUCUGCUUAAUGAAGGCGACAGAGAUGAAGACGAUUAUCCAGAGUCCGUAAGCAAUGAUGACGAAGAACCUCCUACGGUCGUAGCCGAGUCCGAAACACGAAAGAAGGAUGCCCCAACGAAGAAAAAGAACAAAAAGAAGAAGAAAGGCAAGAGCGGUAAUGCUUCCGGCAGCACAAGGUCGCCGGCAACGCCCAAUACCGGCAGAGGAGGAGCGGCGCAACUCGACGAGAUUGAUAUCGCCCUUAAAUCGUUAUCCAGCGGUACAGGUGAUCAUGAAAUGGCACGGGCAAGUGAAAGAAUGACAGCUCGGAAUAAGCUUUUUGACUUGCUUUCUAUCGACACUGCGCAGCUAAAUGUGACAAAUGAAAUGCGUCGGCUCUUCGGCCGCGCCGCCUUGCAAAGCGAUGCCCAGGAUGAAGACGGUCAAGAUAUAAGAAGGAGGCGAGGAAGAGGUCAACAGGAACUGCGCCUGGCAGACGCUUUGUCAGGGGCGCGUGGACGCGGUGGACGCGGGCUAGGCUCGUUAGGGCUUCGCAGAAAUAUAUUUUUCCAAGGAAAGGAAGAAUGGCCACGAGCAACAGGUGGAGGAUUAGGCAUGGAAGCCCAGAAGGGCCAAAACGAUGAUGGAACCGUCACUUAUAACUUCGUGCACAAUACUGCAUAUCAGGAUGUGCAGAGGCAGUUCGAUUCAUGUGUGUUAUCCAUGGAUCCGACGCGGAUGGUGCGUCUGCUGCAGUACAAUCCAUAUCAUAUUUCGACCCUUCUUCAAGUUUCAGAAAUUGCAAAGCAAGAUCGUGAUCAUGCUCUAUCUGGCGACUUGCUCGAACGGGCCCUUUUCUCCUUUGGCCGAGCUGUACAUUCAACCUUUGCCAGCAAUCUGUCUCAAGGCAAGGCCAGACUGGACUUCCGGCGACCAGAGAACCGCGAGUUUUGGCUCGCUGGCUGGCGAUAUAUAAACAACCUUGGCAUGCGUGGGACAUGGCGAACGGCCUUUGAAUGGGCAAAGCUUCUUUUCAGUCUGGAUCCUGUUGGCGACCAUUAUUGCAUGGCCACCGUCAUCGACCAGAUAGCGUUGCGGGCGAACCAGCCCCAGUUUCUGCUAGCAGCAGUUGAAGUCCAGCAAUAUCUUGGAAACUGGGACAAGCUUCCGAAUGUUCAGAUCUCGACCUCUUUAGCGCAAAAGAAGCUCGGCCAUCCCCAGGAUGCUCGAGCCUCCCUGCAAUCUUCAGUUGAGAAAUAUCCCUGGAUAUUUGCCCGUCUCUUUCAAGAGCUUAAUCUUGAUCGCCUACCGCCAUCUAUUUGGGGUAGACUACCUCGGACAGACUUGGAAAACUUGCAAACAGAGCUCUAUGCUCUAAGAGCAAAGGACCUCUGGAAUACUCCAGAAACAAUUACUUUCCUUGUAGAGGUCGUCGAGACUACGAAAAGUUCAGAAAGCAUUCCAGAAAACCACGAUCCGAUAUCUUUGGAUCUUGCCCGCCAUGUUCUCCUCACCGAUCUUCCGCCUCUCAUUAGCCAUCUUCCCCGAGCUUAUACCACUCAAGCAACCUCCGCCUCAGAUCCUCUUCCCCCGGCCGACAAUAAAGCUUCGUACAGUGCUUCAUCUGUCCAGGAAGGGUCCGGAAUCCAUGUUCCUGAAGAGAGUCACCAGGAGAUGAGAGAUUUACAUCACUUCUUUCAACGCAUUUUCCCAUGGUACACUGAGCUCAAUGAUCCCCUGAUCCCGCAAAAUCUCCCACCAGAAGAAAUGGAUAGAGCCAUUGCCGCUUCUGGAGUUGAUGAGGUGGCCGUCAUGCAACGCGCGCAGAGACUGCAAGCCCUUCGCUAUGCAACAGCAUAUCAACAGCUGUUGCGCUCGCGAUCACAGGCUUCUGAGGUCGAAAAUGGAGAAUUCGGCACGGUCGGGGAUCAGAUUGCGAUGCUUAACCAUAUGCUCCAGAGUUCUGCUUUAGCUACGCAUGUAGAACACGGCUCGGAAGAGGUUGAGGAGCAAGAAGGAGAUGAACAAGUGGAUUUCGAAGAUGAUCCGGAAGCUGAAGAUGAAAUUCGUCAAGAGAUUCUUUCUUCCGAGUUAUUGGUAAUGGUUGAUGCUUUCCAUGAACACGGAACAGCGCUUGAGAACUGGACUGUUGAUCAACGCGACGCGCAUGACAACUUUGUUGAAUUGAUGGCCGACAUGGCAACGUCAUAUCCCCAUCUUCGAGACUUUGGGCUCCAAACCUUGGGCCAGCAGGCUGGGACAGAAGCUCGCCGCAUGGUCGAGGCGGAGGUGGCCAAUAUUAUCCAUCCGAGCGACUCUGACCUCGAUUAACCCUAAAAGCAUACGGCAGGCCCAAGUGCAUAUUCAUAUAUUCAUAGAGGUUUUUUAUAGUGUACAUAUUCGGGAG
This is a messenger RNA of Xylona heveae TC161, 2667 nucleotides long. RefSeq names its product DUF654-domain-containing protein. The transcript is spliced from 2 exons. The record is from RefSeq and is a predicted model, not a curated record. Bases 123 to 2591 code for a protein of 822 amino acids. Gene Ontology annotation, cellular component: RQC complex. Gene Ontology annotation, biological process: rescue of stalled cytosolic ribosome; ribosome-associated ubiquitin-dependent protein catabolic process. NCBI's taxonomy places the organism in Eukaryota, Fungi, Ascomycota, Xylonomycetes, Xylonales, Xylonaceae.